Amphiprion ocellaris (clown anemonefish) is the source of this 5729-nucleotide messenger RNA. RefSeq names its product NPL4 homolog, ubiquitin recognition factor (gene nploc4). The coding region runs from base 147 to 2033 and encodes 628 amino acids. Lineage: Eukaryota; Metazoa; Chordata; Actinopteri; Pomacentridae. Gene Ontology annotation, cellular component: nucleus. Gene Ontology annotation, molecular function: ubiquitin binding; ubiquitin protein ligase binding. The record is from RefSeq and is a predicted model, not a curated record. Gene Ontology annotation, biological process: ubiquitin-dependent protein catabolic process. The transcript is spliced from 17 exons.
GACACUAAUGCGUGUAACACCCGGUGUUUGAGUUGUGUGAUGGAGUUUCGCUGACAGACAGACAGUACCGCUGCAUUGUAUUACUGUUUUCACUCCGUCUGUCCUCCAACUCGGCGGUUUCUACCGGGAGCUCUCGGCCCAGCGACAUGGCGGAUAACAUUAUCAUCAGGGUACAGUCCCCAGAUGGGAUGAAGAAAAUUCCUUCUACCAAGAGGGAGACAGCUGCUGCUUUUUUGAAAAAGGUGGCCAAAGAGUUUGGGUUCAACUCCAACGGGUUCUCAGUUUACCUGAACCGCAACAAGACUGGAGAGAUCCUGUCCCAGAACAAAACCCUCAGCCUGCUGAAGAUCAAGCAUGGGGACAUGUUGUUUCUGUUCCCUUCAAUGUCCUCCUCCUCCUCCGAGGUGAUGGACACGGCCACCCCGCACACAUCUUCAUCACUACCAUCCCUCUCAUCCUCCUCCUCGUCCUCCUCCUCUUCGUCCUCCAUGAUCCCUCGGUCCUUCUCAGCGCCGCAGGUCCAGGAGGAUGAGAUCGAUCAGUAUCUGGCCAAGCAGGACGGCAAAAUCUACAGGAACAGAGAUCCACAGCUAUGUCGCCACGGCGCCCUUGGAAAAUGUGUGCACUGUGUACCGUUAGAGCCUUUUGACGAAGACUACCUGAAUCACCUGGACCCACCAGUGAAGCACAUGUCAUUCCACGCGUACCUUCGCAAGCUGACCGGUGGAGCCGAUAAAGGGAAGUUUGCGGCUCUGGAGAACAUCAGCUGUAAGAUCAAGUCCGGCUGUGAAGGUCAUCCUCCGUGGCCAGAGGGGAUCUGCACCAAGUGUCAGCCCAGCGCCAUCACACUCAACAGACAGAAAUACAGACACGUGGACAACAUCAUGUUUGAGAAUCACACCAUUGCUGACCGUUUCCUGGACUUCUGGAGGAAGACGGGCAGCCAGAGGAUGGGCUACCUGUACGGCAGGUACACCGAGCACAAAGACAUCCCUCUGGGCAUCAGAGCUGAGGUGGCUGCCAUCUACGAGCCCCCACAGAAUGCCACUCAGAACAGCCUGGAGCUGUUGGAGGAUCCCAAAGCUGCAGCUGUGGAUGAAAUUGCUGCCAAACUGGGGCUGUGCAAGGUGGGAUGGAUCUUUACCGACCUGCUGUCCGAGGACACGAGGAUAGGAACCGUCCGCUACUCGAGAAACAAGGACUCACAUUACCUGAGUGCAGAGGAGUGCAUCACGGCGGGAUACUUCCAGAACAAACACUCAAACCCCUGCAGACUCUCUCGAGACGGACACUUCGGAUCCAAAUUUGUGACCGUCGUCGCUACAGGCGGUCCAGACAACCAGGUGCACUUUGAAGGAUACCAGGUGUCCAACCAGUGCAUGGCUCUGGUGAGAGACGAGUGCCUACUGCCCUGCAAAGACGCCCCAGAGCUCGGCUACGCUAAAGAGUCCAGCCUCGAGCAGUACGUCCCCGACGUCUUCUACAAGGACAAAGACAAAUUUGGAAAUGAUGUCACAUUUCUAGCUCGGCCUCUACCCGUGGAGUACCUUAUCAUAGAUAUAACUACAACUUUUCCAAAGGACCCUCAGUACACCUUUUCCUCAACACAACGUUUCCCCAUCGAGAACCGCGACAUCCUGGGAGAAACACAAGAUUUUCACAGUUUAGCGACAUACCUGUCCCAGUGCACCUCGGCAUCAUUCCUGGACAUCGUGUCAGACUUCCACCUGCUCCUCUUCCUCGUCACCAACGAAGUCAUGCCUCUGAGAGACAGCAUCGGGCUACUACUCGAUGCCGUGAAGACUUCUAAUGAGGAUCUGGCACAGACCUGGAAGAAGUCUGAGCAGUGGGCCACCAUCGAGCAGCUGUGCAGUACGGUGGGUGGGCAGCCCUCCAGCUCUCUGGGUUACGGGGCCAUGGGCGGCCCCUCGGUUCCGGCCUCCUCCUCAGCCAUGUGGUCCUGCCUCCACUGCACCUUCAUGAACCAGCCCGGCACAGAGCACUGUGAAAUGUGCAGCCUGCCCCGCAGUUAAAACCCUCCGCCCUGCUUCCACGCCCUGAUCAGCCACUGCUCCAGGACCAGCUGCAAGAUUCGGACGCCCCGUUUUCGUUCAGUCCCUCGCCUCACGUCGACGCCUCCGCCCUUCCCGCCUCGCCGGCUGCUCGAGGGACGCGCUCGUUUACAUCGAAUUUCACUGAGUAAAUAAACCAGACUGUUUGGUGUUUUGUGUCCCUCCUCACAGCGGCUCCGGUGAGCGGCGGGUUUUAGGUAAAGCACUUUUGGCCGAGGCCCCACCGUCACCCCCAAAAUAAGCCUCCCUCAUGGCUCAAAUAUAUCCUGCUGUGACUCAGGACGGCAGCAAAGACUCAAGUGUUUGGAUGUUUUCUCACAUCAGUGCCGCUCUCACUCUCACAACGUCUUCUGGAAAAUCUUGCUGUGUAUAAAUACAUUUGAGGAAUGACACUGUUAUUUAAUUUUCUUCUUUUUUUUAUUAUUAUCAGAUUGUAGCGCAUAUCUUAAAGUUUUGAAUCUUCAGCGUGGACUCUGCUGUCAGGUUUUUCUAGGUCUGUUUGGCCCUUAAAGCCCCUUAAAGUACAAUCAUCGGACCUGAAAGAGCUCCAGAGUUACCCCACCUCAGUACAGAGUUUCUAUUUUCAGUAUUAAAUUAAGUCCCACGUUUUGACUUGACACCUAAAGAUCUUUCGCUGGUUUGUUGGAAUCGUAGCUUUUUUGGAUUUGGUGGUUUUGAACUUGAUCAGGCACAAUAUGUAGCUUAUUUUAUCGGCUGUAUUUUCUUUUCUUUUUAUCUCCGAUAUCGCGCCCAUCUCCAUCCUUAUCACUGACUCACAGAGUUUUAGCCGUGAGGUGCUUUAGAAAACAACUGGUGCUCGCCACUCUCCUCUCCGUCACUCUCACAUCCCCCAUGGUUCUUCUUUUGUUUCCUUACUCACGCCGGAGCGUAACCGAAGUUCCUCCACUAAAGGGCCCCUGCUGGGUUCAUCCCCAUCGCUCAGCCUUCAAAGACUUUGCUGCUCGGAGUGCAAAGGGGUCAUCUGGGUCGCCGUAAAUCUGCGAGAAGGAUGGCGACGAUCUGCUUUGUAAAACUCAGAAAGCUUCUUCCUGCAGGAGGCUUUAAAGAAUGCUUAGCAUUGAUAUUUUUUAUAGUUUCUUCUUUUUGUACAGAGCUACGGUUGUCGGUGGUGAGAAAGGGGCUGAGAAUGAAAGCUCGUCUCGAUGACACUUAAGGGGUCAGUUCAACCAAAUUAUAAAAAAAUAAAACACAUAAGACAUAUUUUAGUACUUAAAUAUAACCAGAUAUAUAUCCAGAUCUCGACGACGUUUCCAAGCCCAGGAUACAGUGGUGGUGUCUCAGAAAGUUUGUCAUUAAAAUUAGGACGUUUCGCUUAUUGCACCAUCCAAAUUCUCUGCAAAAAUGAACAUUGUCAGCGUGUAGGUUGCCUCUUGGAGGUUGUAGUUGUUGGUUUUUAUAGCAAAUGGGAAAUUUUGGAAAGAGAUAGUGGAAGGGGAGGAGAAUGCAGCGUGAAAUGUACGCUAGAAAGGGCGGACUUGUAUCCAAAGUCAACAUCUGGUAAGUCAAGACUACCUCCACCCAAUACAGCGGCUCUUUUUUAUAGCAGACAUGUAAUAGCAGGAAAAGCAUAGGUCAAGCCAGAAUGUCCGUCAUGAAAUUGAAGAGUGGAAAUUUAUUCGUUGGAGCAUUGAAAACUCAAGAGGCGAGAAAAAAUUCUUCAUGUAAAAAUGGAAAAAAGUAAGAAAACAUGUUGCUCUGUGUAGUAAUUUCAGUGAACUGACCCUUUAACUCAGUACAAUCAGUUGUGGAUGUAUAAGGACGGUCGAUUAAAACUGGUUUCUUUUGGAUUUUCUGAAUACUGCGACCGAGUACUUGUUCUUAACAUCUGGCAGCAGCUGCUCAACAUGUGCCCAGUUAGCAAAACCAAACCAGAACACACUGAUGUCAAUCCACACUCAACCUGUUUACAGUCUCAGGGCAUCAGAAGCUGCCAUUUCAUCAAAGCCGCCGAUGUCUAGGAGAUGCAGACAAAGUUCAUAUCAACCAGUGAUAGACGUGUAGGAGUUUUUCUGGCUUCAUAAGAAGGUCGAGCAGAUGGAGGUCACAUAGCUGCCGUUUCUUUUUUUUAAAGUUAUUUUUUUGGCCUUUUUUAGAUAGGCGCAGUGAGAGAGAGAGACAGGAAACAGGGGAGAAGAGUCGGGGGAAGACAUGCAGCAAAGGGCCGCGAGAGGGAAUCGAACCCGGGCCAGCUGCGUCAGGGACCAGCCCCUGUACAUGGGUCACCCUCUCAACGCGUUGAGCUAUACGGGCGCCCAGCUGGUGUUUCUUUAAGGUUAGGUCCCAAACCUACUUGUCCAGGUUUGGAAAAAGAUCCUGGUUUAGGUUAUCAAACAGGUUUAGGUAACUCAAACACCAACUAAGAACAUUUAGCUAAACACUUACGUCUAUUUCUGAUGAACUAGCCUACAUGCUAACAGUUAACCGGUGAAUUCACCUGAUACAGUGGCCGAAUAUGAUGAGAUCUUUUCCAAAUUGGUGUAAUUUUUCAGGGCAAUGAUAUUGUGUGAUUAAAAACUAGUUUCAUGACUUUAAGUAUGUGUAGUUAAUGCAAGAAAAAAGACAAAUUAAAUUGGCUUUAGUGUAUUUUUAGGCUAAUUUUGAAGUAUCACCUUAGAAAAUGCUAACAGAAACAACAAAAAUGUUGCUCAAAAAAAGUUUUUAGGUUCUUUUGAGGUGCAUUUUGACUUCAUGGGUGAUGGAAAUACCUUUUUGGAUUUAGUUCCGACAAAUAAUUACAACUUUCCCGACUGAAAACAACUCCUGAAGAUAUCUCUCUGAUUUUCUUCUUGAAAACGCCAAAAUGUUGUUUCAUCUUUGAGGUUUUUUUUGGGUUUUUUUGCCUUUUAACAAACGAUUGGUUUUGUUUCCAGUUUCUUCUUGCAGUUAUAGCGCCACCUUCUGAUAACACAAAUUUAUUCUGUCCCAACCAGUUGACAGAAACACACCUAUUUCACAUUAUCUUUUGGGAUUUAUUUUUGUGAGUUUUAAAACGUUCACUUCAAAUUCGCGUGACAACGAAACACGGCUAGCGACACUAAAGCUAACGAGCUGCACAUUUAGCGUUCUUCCAGCUCCUGAACCGUCCCGAUUGAUCCAGAAUCUUCUUUUAGUCACGUCCUCGGUACGUUUCCCGCUGACUGAAGCAUCCUCAGGCCUUUUAUCACCACUGUUGGUUUCUUUUUCCCUCCUAACAUUGUGCACUGUCACAGCAGAUGGAUUUUAUUCAAAACUGAUGGAUACUGAAGUGAGGUUGUCAACGGGGUUGUGUGCUUCUUCUAAGAGCGUGACGGUGAAUUCCAUGGAUGAAUAUAUUUUUAGUUGUAGUUUCAUUUUGAAAACGCCUGGACAAAAAAACCUAUUUUGCUUUGUUUUCGCCCGGUGGUCUCAUUCUUCCCCCGCCCCCUGUGUGGAUUGUUGAGAGUGAUUUCUCUGAUGUCAUGGUAACGGACGGCAGUGACCUUUUUCCUUUUGUAUUGAUCCGGGGGCCGUUUGCUGAGCAAGCAUGCUCUUGGACCUACAGCCGGUCCUCACUUUCCACUAAGCUAACUGAGGACUCUGAAAAUUGUAUGCUGUUGACCUGGAUUUGAAAAAAAAACCAAUAAAAAAAACAAAAAAAAAAACAAAGAAGGAAACCGA